Messenger RNA from Menidia menidia (Atlantic silverside), 1527 nucleotides. Lineage: Eukaryota; Metazoa; Chordata; Actinopteri; Atheriniformes; Atherinopsidae. The record is from the annotation of a GenBank genome assembly.
AUGCCACAAGAUCCAUGGAUGGCACACACAUUCUUCUCGGCCUUUGCUCCGUUUCCUCGCUCCUCGUGGAUUCACCCAAACGUGCCAAGAGACGGACUGGAUCACGUGUGCAAAAUCAUUUGGAGUAGAGAGGCGGCACUGAACGGUCAAAGUUCACCACAGAGGCCUCCAAAUGAAAUCUGCAACCUCUCAGACCAUCAACAGAGCAGCAGAGAAAAGCAGCAGAAGGACACUGAUUACAUGAGUGUGUCCACACGACACGAGGAGCACAAGAAGCAACACCACACCCACACUGCCUCCACUGUCCUACGUCCUUAUAACUCAGAUCCCAGGCACCCCCCUUUUGCCAAAUCUGCAAAGGAAGCCUCUCUUGCGAUGGAACUCGAGGUGAAGAUAAAUAAGGACGAGGCCGAAAACAGGAGAAAGUCGGUGAGAGGAAAACUUGUGACGGACAAAGAAAGGCUUAUAAAACAUUCACUCAAGAAGACGGUGGUGUUACAGAGCAACAUGAGAGACAAUGAGGGCCCUGGAGUCCAGUCCUCACCCCCUCCUCCUGAAUUCACUAGACAGUCGUGUGAGGAUAAGGUAGAUGCAAAAAGUGUCUCACUGAGCAGUCUGAGCACUGAUGAUGGCCUUGUCUCUCUACCUGGAGUGCGAAAUCGUGCCACCGAUAGCAGCAGUGCAAGCUCAGUGAGCGACACGAACGAGGAAAAUAAAAUUCCGCACUCCUCUUAUGAUUCAAAACCCGUCAGCGAGAAGGAUUCCCAAAUUAGCAAAGUGGGAGACCUUCCUCAGCCGUUGCAAAACAGCGCUGGCACUCCUCUCUGUCCAACAGAACCUUUGGCUUUGGGGAAAGUGCGCGGGAUGUCGGAGGUCCCCCAUAUUUUCCACCCAAAUGACACCCUCGCUGACACUUUGGCUAGGGCCACAAGUACCCUUGUGCAGACUCCAAUCCAAAUCGAAGCACCUCAAACGCACUCUAAACCCGACGCAUCACCAAUGUGGCAGCAGGCUUAUGACCUAUUGGCUGAUUUCCCGGCACUCCAGCCCCCGGAGAAGCCUUUAGCUUUGAAUGAACUGCGUCACGGGAAUCCCAAGACCAAAACUGUUGAGGUGAAGAGAGGUCUUACUCACUCGCCCAAUCACUGCCAAGACAGUGGGGUAUCCCAUGAGAGGAGAGUGGAAAAUGUGCCCCGUGAGGUCUCCGCCAUCUGUUCAGGAGAUCAAAAACCAGCACAGAGCCUUCAAACAUUUGGCUCCGUCAGGCAAUGCAACUCUCCUACCAUCAGCUGUGAGAAAACGAAGGCCAGCAACCAGCCUCGUCCUGAAGGUACAGAUGGCGUGGGUGUUAAUGCCAGGUCUUGGGCUAGCGCUGCCAAGGCGGGCAUGAGGCAAGCAGCUGCCCUACAGGAGAAAGCCAGACCUCGUAUCUUUAAGGAGAUAGUCACCGCUACCAGAACCAAAGAGGUGACUGAGAAAGUGAUGUUGAAUGUGGAGUUUGAUCCACUCAACAUCCCCGGCUUUUAG